Morchella importuna is the source of this 402-nucleotide messenger RNA. RefSeq lists its product as uncharacterized. Bases 1 to 402 code for a protein of 133 amino acids. The transcript has a single exon. Lineage: Eukaryota; Fungi; Ascomycota; Pezizomycetes; Pezizales; Morchellaceae. The record is from RefSeq and is a predicted model, not a curated record.
AUGAAGGAUAUCGUGGCGAAGAAGAAACACUCCCGCUUCUUACCCAUAGGUGAAUGCACAGUUAAGGAAGGAUUACUGUACUAUCAGGGCCUACUAUACAUCCCUGACGACGCCGCUAUCAAGUUGGAGAUCCUCCGCACCCACCAUGACGCACCUUCGGCCGGACACCCAGGACGGGCACGCACGCUGGAACUACUGUCCCGGAACUUCUACUGGCCCCAAAUGCGGAAGUACGUCGCCCGUUAUGUGGACCACUGCGAUACCUGCUCCCGAAUUAAGCCGGCCCGACACGCCCCGUAUGGUCUCCUCAAACCACUGGCUCCCCCAGUCAAACCUUGGUCUUCGUUAUCCAUGGACCAUGUUACAGGCCUACCGAGUCCCAAGGAUCUAACGCCAUCUUAG